AUGCCGCCUAAGCAGCGCAGCCGAGAAGGUCAACCCUUGCAAACCAACGAGGAAGUUAAUCAGUCUCGCCCAAAUCGUAAAGGUCAUCAACGUAACCGACUGGCCAUGUGUGCAGAAGAUGUUGAGAAGCUUGUGAAUAACCAACUUCGAGACUUAAAGAUUGGUGAAAAUUUCGAAGAUGCACUACAUGUUGAGGUAGAACGAGCAAAUUCAUCAACUUUUACCGCCGACAUCGAGCAGGCUGCUCCCUCGAAACGAUUCUUAACACCCUAUUUCACAUGCUUCAAAGGGGAUUCUGAUCCCGAAAGCCAUUUGAAGCAUUUCAAAAGCCUUAUGAUUCUCUACAAAGCCGAAGGGGCGCUAAUGUGCAAGGUGUUUGCAAUGACUUUACGAGGAGCAGCUUAG
This is a messenger RNA of Prunus armeniaca (apricot), 405 nucleotides long. NCBI's taxonomy places the organism in Eukaryota, Viridiplantae, Streptophyta, Magnoliopsida, Rosales, Rosaceae. The record is from the annotation of a GenBank genome assembly.